Sinocyclocheilus grahami is the source of this 4275-nucleotide messenger RNA. Its product is annotated as apoptosis regulator Bcl-2-like. The record is from RefSeq and is a predicted model, not a curated record. The transcript has 2 exons. Bases 804 to 1604 code for a protein of 266 amino acids. Gene Ontology annotation, molecular function: BH domain binding. Gene Ontology annotation, cellular component: mitochondrial outer membrane. Lineage: Eukaryota; Metazoa; Chordata; Actinopteri; Cypriniformes; Cyprinidae. Gene Ontology annotation, biological process: release of cytochrome c from mitochondria; intrinsic apoptotic signaling pathway in response to DNA damage; regulation of apoptotic process.
UGAAGUUGUGUUUAUAUAUUAAGUUCCAGGUCAAUAGCAUCUGCUUGUGGAAGUUUGAUCAUUUAAUAGGUAGUUUAGAGAUGUUAUAAUGACAUACCAACAAAAAGGGGAGACCGUCCUAGUAGGCUACUACGCCAAAAGCAAUGAAUGGUGUGACGUAGAGGAAGUGCUGCCCCAGCAGAGCGAGUAUCUUCAGUGUAGCCUAUAGUUCCAAAAGCGUUCUAGCGUCGCUUCAAUGAACGCGCCAGCCUCGAUGCCAUUCGUCGGCGCUUCAUUUCUGCACGAUCCGUGCCGCGCUUUGGAAAAACUGCAUCUUGCCAAAGAGCGUGGAAAUCUACUUGCACAUUUUACACACAGCAAAAGUGCUUCUUCGUGCGCUGACUUGGUUGCUAUUUUCUCUUCCGUCUUUCUGUGAGCUCGAAUGUCAGUGGAAUAAUUAGAAAUACAGCGUUUGCUUUAACUCUCUUCUUCGGCCUCGUAACGUCAACGACGUCGCCUCUCUUUUUUUCGCCCUUGGCUGGAGGUUCACUGGAAUAUAAGCGCUGUGAUUUCGAGCGGUGAAGCGGCAUUCCUCGCGCCGCGCUCGAGACGUGUGCGGAUCUUGACCGCGCGCUGCAGCAACGGCCAAUCCAUCUAUCUCCACACACCAGCGCGCGCUGGACGUGCAGGUUCGCUGACAGUUCUUGCUUUAAAGUGAACAAACAACGUUUUUGUGAGUCAUAACCAAUGAAUGUGAAACUAAAUCAUACCAUUUUCCUUAAAAACGUUUUUUUAAUGAGAGAACUCUCAGCGACGCCAUGUGAAUGUGUCAUUUUUCGGAGCUCUUCUCUGUGAGAGAACGUUUUUUCCGUUACGAUGUACUUCGAAUAACCGACUUUUUCCUGCUCGCGCUCGUUUUAUCGCGUUUAAUAACGAUGGCCACCGAAAUUCGCUUUGACAAUCGGAAUAUUGUGGAGAAAUACAUCAAUCACAAACUUUCAAAGAAGGGAUAUGUGUGGAAAUCGCAAUCUUCUGGGGAGGAUGAUGACACCGUCGAUAAAGGAGUCGAGGGGUCCUCUCUAAACUCUGACAGGAGGCUUCAGGCUCCCUCAGCCGGAGGGGGGAACAACUCUGAAUGCCUGAUAGCUCACCGGGUCACUCGUUCAGACCCUUAUUCAAGGAUCUACCGGGCGCUACGCGAGGCUGGAGACGAGAUAGAAAGGAUAUACCAGCGUGAAUUUGAGGAGAUGUCCCACCGCAUGAUAUUCAGUCCCAAUACAACGCAACGCAGCUUCUUAGCCGUGGCAGAAGAGCUCUUUAUAGACGGAGUGAACUGGGGGCGGAUCGUCGCUUUCUUUGAGUUUGGUGGGACCAUGUGUGUGGAGAGCGUCAACCGGGAGAUGGCGUCCCAGGUAGAUAAUAUUGCACACUGGAUGACAGACUACCUGAACGGGCCUCUGGAAAACUGGAUCGAGGAAAAUGGAGGCUGGGAUGCCUUCGUGGAGUUGUACAGUCAGCAGAGAGACUCAGUGUUCCACCCAUUUUCGUACCUAACUAAAGUACUUGGAUUGGCAGUGCUCGGCUUAGCAGGAGUGACCAUCGGAGCCUUUUUCGCUCAGAAGUGACGGCUCUACGGGUCUCUUCACCAAACUAUCUCUCUUUCUCUGCCUGUCUCUCCUCUUCAGCUUAUCAAAGCAUCUUUCAGCGCCACACUGCCCUGCAAAGCCCAGCACCAGUGCCCUUCAAAGGCUGCCGCUGAUCCGGCGCCCCUCCAGCCACAGGAGCUGCGGCACUCACGCUCUUUCACCCUCUCUGGAGUGAAGAAAACACGAAGAAAAAGAAUACAGAAUGAUGACUCACAGGAACGCUCCCACACUUUAACUAUAAUGCUCGUCACUGCCAUGUACAGUUGCACUCGCACAGAGAUCGACACACAAAGCACAUGCACACACAGACACUUGCUCGCAUAAUUCAUAUGGAGGCAAAAAUACAAAAAAAAAACAUUUUAUCUUUAAAGUUUGUUUCUUAUGUACGAAACAAGUACAAAGAGAUUUUUAAACUUCAGGUUGUGCUUUUUGGACAUUUUUAUAUCAGGUUUUUUUUGGCAUUUUGUAGCAUGAAUCAAAAAAAAAAAAAAAAAGAGAGAGGAAAAUAGGAACGUUUGCCGGCAUGAAUGUAAAUGACUUCUCCACUAUUUGCAUGUGUGGAGAAAGAGACUCUUUUAGCUACUUUUUUAUUGCAUGAUGGCAUUUUGAACUCGACCACCUACCCCUUCUCUGUUGAUUCGGGGUGUUUUUUGUUUUUGUUUAUUUCUCUUUCACUCCAUUGGAUGGACCUCUUGAGAUCUCCCGUCAAACCAACAGAUGUUGAGCAUUCCUCAUUAAAAAGUUCCUCUUUGAUUUACUCUGUGUUUUACUGUUUGGCGAGCACAAAGAAUGUGCCGACAACCAAACCAAAGCAGCUAUCAUGAUGUAAUUGGGUCAUGGAGUUGAAUGACCCAGAUCGCCCCUCUUGAAUGUAAAGACUGGAAGUUUGACCUCUGAAAGGUUUCCCAUUGUAUAUUGUUAUACACAUGCAUUUUUUUUGUAUAUAAGUUUGUUUUGGUUUGAUUUCUGCAAAAUUUCGCAAUUUCAAGGGUAUUGUGUACGUAUAAUGUCCGUGUACAUGUAGUGUGAGUGUGUGUAUAUCUGUAAAUAGAUUGUGUUGAGAGCUGGACUUGGCUGUGCUCUUGUGGAGAACGUGGGCAGCCCGCCACUUCUGUCCAGCCCAGCCAGGUGUGUGUGUGCGUCUGUAGAUGAAACAGGCAGGUGGUAGCUGGGAACAGAAGUUCAUUCAGGCUGGCAUGAUAGGCAUGCAGGCCAGCGGGGCUUUGAAGAGACUUUGUACACAACGGACUAUGUAAUACACGGCCCAGGUGUAUCACUUAUCCCUCCUCACUGCUCCCAAUGUUAUCUUUCUGGCACGGUAGAUUACAGACGCCUUGUGAGCUGUACAUUUUUGGAUGCCCCCACAACCAAAGAAAUCCAAUCUGUCUGCUGUAACUUCCACCCCAGAGAGGGUCUCAUCUAGUGCUACCCCACAACUUCCACGUUAUAUUCCACUGGGAGAGUAGAUUUCUCAUUCAAAGGAAGAUACUGAGACACUAGGUUGUCCUAAUGUAUUUUUUCCCCUCAGAUGUUCAUUAAAGUAGCUGAUAUAGAUUUAGCGCUCUGCAUCUCCCUGUCAGGGCAAAAGCCCACUGAGACCAAACAGACUAUGGCUAAAAAUAUUUCAACAUCUUCAGUGUUUAGUAAAUUUUGUUUUGAAUGUCUGUAAUAUUUGAGCCAUAUGCUGAAAUCUUGCAAAAACAGAAUAAUUUAUAUAGACCACAAGGUUGUGCAAAAGUUGACAUUGGAAUUGGCACCCUUUCGGUUCACAAGUGUGAAUUUGAUUUGAAUUAGCCACACCCCAGAGGAAACUGAAUUGGAAUUUGACUUGGAAUGACAGGAAGGGGAAUUUGCUAAAUUGCUAAAUUUAAAUUAAAAAAUAAAUUCAAAUUCAGAAAUUAAAUGUAAAAACGUAUUCCAUUAAACCAAUUUCGCACAACCCUGAUACAGUGUCUACAGACUUCAGUAAAGUGGAUGGCAUAUGUAAUGUGGUGUGAACGAAAAAGAGGCUGUGAAGGAUGAAAGUAAAUGGUUAUAUGUCUAAUUAACUUAAUUUUUUGUCCAAUAAAAAUUUGUGGAAAGACAUAUUUCAGUAUUUUGUUGGCCAAACAGUCCUUGGAAUACAAGAGUACAACAUAAACAAACUACUCCUUUCCCUCACAGUCUCAUUUUCAUUCAAGUCAAUACUCUUAACUAAGGAUCCAAAUCAGGAUCGACUUUAUCUAGUCUAUCAACACAAUACUCUCGAGUGUGUAGCGGUACAGAUUAAACAUUCGCUAUCUUAAUAGUGUACUAUAUUGCUGCACCCUUUACAAGGGUGGUGCAGGACUAUAUCAGAAUAUGUUAAAGCGAGUUUUAAAGACUCACACUGUAAGAUAAUUUUACUUUAGCUGCUAAAGAUCUAGCAAUGUAAGACGACAGGGUGUGGAGUUGAGCUUCUCCCUGUUGCUACACCAUAUGAAGCUGCUUGUGGAUGAACCAGCAUAUAACUGCCACUGCUGGAGCGGAACUAGUCCAUCCACUCCUUAAGUCUCACUUUCCCUCUGGUUAGGAGAAGCUGAGAAGUCUAUUACAAUCAGACUCUAGAUGCACCUACUUGAGUCUAAGGGUGCUUUCACACCUGGCCCGUUGUUUCGGAACCUGGCGCGUU